AUGGCCCUGCAAUUGCUGGCUCUGAGCUUUCUCCUGGUGCUGGUAUCUCUGCUGGCAGCACAGGGCCAGGAAGAACCUGAUCCCAAGGUCCAAGGAGUGCCUUUUGAAACUGAAACGUGCCAAAGGCCCCAGUGGGACCUAAGACUCCGGCUGACACCAGACCAGGAGAAUUACAAGAAGAAUGAUGAAGUGACACUGAGCUGCUCUGAUGGUUUCCAGCCCUCCUUCACCCACAUCAAGUGUGCAAGGGAAGUACAGUCCAUCAGAGAUCGGAAACCUGUAUACAGAGAAGUUUGGCUUGGAAAAGACAGCAGAGGUGGCUGGAUCCGCAUUCGGUCAAAUGUGGUGUGCAUCGAGAUCCUCCAGGUCGUCCCCGGGACUUUGGAGAUUUCCAGCACCAGCAUCAAACUGAACUGGACCUGUGGGCUCCCUGAUGGCUGCCAGAACAUGCGGGCCUUAUGCCGGCUGUCAGAGCCUUCCUCUCCUCCCUGCGAGGCUGAGGAGGUGAAGGGAGAGGAGAUGCUACAUGGCCAGGAGGGAACAUUUACCUGUCCACCUCUGCAGCCCUACACUGUCUACAGUGUCACCAUCCUCCUGCCCCCCAGCACAAUAGUUUUCACAUGGUUGGUCAGAACAGAGGAAUCAGUGCCAGACAAAGUGGAGAAGCUGUGGCUGGAUUCCAGCACGGGAUCCCUCAGGUGGAAGGCGCUGCCGUCCUGCAAAGGGGAGAUCAUUGGAUACCAG
This is a messenger RNA of Mesitornis unicolor (brown roatelo), 744 nucleotides long. RefSeq lists its product as uncharacterized. The annotation marks the transcript as partial. The record is from RefSeq and is a predicted model, not a curated record. NCBI's taxonomy places the organism in Eukaryota, Metazoa, Chordata, Aves, Mesitornithiformes, Mesitornithidae. Gene Ontology annotation, molecular function: protein binding. The transcript is spliced from 4 exons.